Molecule: messenger RNA, 1033 nt
Organism: Ipomoea nil (Japanese morning glory)
Lineage: Eukaryota; Viridiplantae; Streptophyta; Magnoliopsida; Solanales; Convolvulaceae
Product: early nodulin-like protein 1
Exons: 3
Coding region: 436-1023 (195 amino acids)
Cellular component (GO): plasma membrane
Molecular function (GO): electron transfer activity
Source: RefSeq, a predicted model, not a curated record
AUUAUUGAAAGUGUUUGUGCUUGCCAAAACAGUGUUGCUUUGAACAUUCAGUUUAAUUUUCAUGAGUAAUUCUUUCUCCCAAAAGAGUUUAGAUAAUAUGAAUCAAAAUUGUGAGUAGAUGUAAUAUAACUUGUAAUUCCAUGACUUAACAAUUAAAGCGCGGUAUAAAUGGUGUCUUUUAAGUAGUACUAUUAUGUUUUUUGAACUUCUAACUGUUAUGGAAGAACGUUAUUCCUAAAAUUAUGCUAAUCUGAUUACAAUUAGCCUUAUGGCUAUACUCCCACACUUGACCACUAUAAAGUCACAGCAAUCUCUUAAAUGCCAUCUUUAAUCUCUGCCCCUUUUUAAGCCUGCCCUGCCCCUUCAUUUCUCCAUUCACAGAUCAUCUUAUAUCGUAUAAUAAUAAUAAUUCUCAGACUGCUUGUUGUUUUAGCGAUGGGGUCAAACGUUGUUGUUUUUGUAAGCUAUCUGUUGUUGAUGGGAUUUGUAUGGUUGUGUGAAGCUCAUACGUUCUACGUUGGUGGGAAAGAUGGUUGGGUUCUGCAGCCCGUUGAUGGGUUGAACCGUUGGGCCGGAGAAAUCCGGUUCCAGAUCAACGAUACAGUCAUUUUCAGGUACAAGAAAGGGGAGGAUUCAGUUCUUGUAGUUAACAAAAGGGAUUACUAUGAUUGCAACAAGACAAAUCCAAUUGACAACCUGACAGACGGGAAUUCUAGUCUAACAUUGACGAGGUCGGGUGAAUUCUUCUUCAUAAGUGGUCAUGCUGACAACUGUGAAAAGGGACAGAAGCUGAUCAUUAUCGUUAUGUCUCCCCAACAUUCUAAGCCUCCUACCGUUAUUCCUCCACCACCACCACCACCUUCCCCUUCUCCCACCUCCAGCACUCCGUUGUCUCCCGCCCCAGCCCCAGCCCCAGCCCAGACCCCGGACAAGUCGACUGCAAUGGCGGUUCAUGCCUCGGUUGGCACAUUAUGGGGAUCCGCCCUCUUGCUGGCUCCACUUUUCAUGAUGAGUUUGGGUUGACGAAUUGAAG